GUAUGUCAGAAUAUGUUGAACCAAAUCCGGAACCCGGCAAAUUUUAUCGUGGAUUGAUUCAACAAUUUGGAGGACCAAAUGCAAAGAAACUCGACAAGAAUGACAUUCUCGAGCUUAACCGUCUUUGCGCUGAAAAUAAAUGGGACAUGGUCAACAAUGUGCCACGUUCUUUUUGGCUUAUGAAUGCUAAGGAUAGAGCGAUUGCUUACAAAAUAUGGUUUAAAAUGGAUGUUCGCAAUCCUUAUAUCGAGGCGAAGAUUUUUCCAGUACUUCACAAAUGGCCGAGAGCUACUCCAUAUAUUAUCGCUAAUCGUUUCAUUGUGAUUACUGCAAUGUUUUUUAUAGGUAUUUGUUUGUUUUUAUUAAAACUUAAAAGAAAGGAUUCGAAAACCUUUUAA
Molecule: messenger RNA, 398 nt
Organism: Meloidogyne enterolobii
Lineage: Eukaryota; Metazoa; Nematoda; Chromadorea; Rhabditida; Meloidogynidae
Source: the annotation of a GenBank genome assembly